AUGGAUCCUGAUUUCUCUUAUAGCGUCAUUGUCAAUCAUACCCAAAUGGUAUACCCAUCAGGAAAAACAACCAUCUUCCAUGCUUACUUUACAUCUGAUCCAUCAAAAAUCAUGCGCGAGGAUCAGUUUCUUAAACAGGUCCGAUCAUACAACCCUAUUUCUCCAUUAGAUUUACAGGAUGAAGUGAAUUUCAAUUUCGAUAUGGCAAUUGGAAUCGCAGGGGAGAUUUCUCCUAAAACCCUAGAAAAAAUGCUUGCCAUUUACGACGUUGUUCUUGUCGACAUAUAA
This is a messenger RNA of Lactuca virosa, 288 nucleotides long. NCBI's taxonomy places the organism in Eukaryota, Viridiplantae, Streptophyta, Magnoliopsida, Asterales, Asteraceae. The record is from the annotation of a GenBank genome assembly.